Molecule: messenger RNA, 2142 nt
Organism: Alnus glutinosa
Lineage: Eukaryota; Viridiplantae; Streptophyta; Magnoliopsida; Fagales; Betulaceae
Product: alpha-L-fucosidase 1-like
Exons: 3
Coding region: 362-1831 (489 amino acids)
Biological process (GO): fucose metabolic process; glycoside catabolic process
Cellular component (GO): lysosome
Molecular function (GO): alpha-L-fucosidase activity
Source: RefSeq, a predicted model, not a curated record
AUAAAGAUUCAUUCGUCAUUACUUACUCUCGUACGUGGUGAACUUGGAAAAAGUGAAACCAGUACGUACAGAUGAAACAAGAAGCAAACCCGUGAGUGAUUGCCAACAUAUUCACACAACAAGUUCAACAACAAGGACUCAUCACAAUAAACAGGGCAAAGAAAGUUCCGAAAAGGUCGUCCAUAAUUAUCGUCUUUUGCAUACCAUUUGGCUCUGCUCCAUUUAAAGAACCUUGACCUUUUUCUUGCCUGGUCCCCCGUGUGUUAUUGAUGCUAUUCCCUUUAAUUUCCCUCUCCUUCUCUUCCAUUAUCACCAACAUAUUCGACACAGAACAAAAGGAUUUGAAGAAGAUCGAAUUAAUAUGUCUAGCCUGUGGUGCUCGUUGUGGAUAAACACACUAUGUCUACUGUUCAAAUUUGCGGUUUCAAGGCGUGAACUUGUACCAACACCGCCAUUGCCAGUUCUUCCACUUCCAGCAUUUUCCCAGUUGAAAUGGCAGCAAAGGGAGCUCAUAAUGUUCCUCCACUUCGGAGUUAACACGUUCACCGACUCCGAAUGGGGCACCGGGCACGAAAACCCGGCUAUAUUCGACCCCGUUGGGCUCGACGCAAACCAGUGGGUAAGCGCGGCUGUGGAUGCAGGAAUUUCUCUGGUUAUCCUGACUGCAAAACACCAUGAUGGGUUUUGCCUGUGGCCUUCCAAGUACACUCGCCAUUCUGUUGCCAGUAGCCCUUGGAAAAAUGGCAACGGCGACGUCGUUCAAGAGCUUGUCGAUGCGGCCAAGGCCCGUGGCAUCGACGUGGGGCUCUACCUCUCACCGUGGGAUCGGCACGAUCGGAGAUAUGGCCGUGAUUUGCCGUACAAUGAAUACUACUUGGCCCAACUACAAGAGCUACUCCACAAGUAUGGUAGUGUUAGGGAAAUUUGGUUCGAUGGAGCGAAGGGUUCCAAUGCACCAAACAUGUCGUAUUACUUUACGGAUUGGUUCGCUAUGGUGAAGGAGUUACAGGCUUCCAUUAACAUAUUUUCCGACGCCGGUCCGGACGUCAGGUGGGUUGGAGACGAGAAAGGGUCUGCCGGGAGCACGUGCUGGUCCACGGUUAAUCGGACCGCGCUAUCAAUCGGAAAUGCAACCAUUGUUGACUAUCUUAACACUGGCGAUCCGAAAGGGACAGACUGGCUGCCUCCUGAAUGCGACGUUUCGAUCCGUGCCGGAUGGUUUUGGCAUAAGUCAGAGUCCCCAAAGAAGCUAAGUGAGCUACUGGAGAUAUACUAUAAUUCUGUGGGGCGAAAUUGUUUGCUACUACUAAACGUGCCCCCUAAUUCAAAUGGCCUUAUUUCUGAAUCCGAUGUCCAUAGAUUAAGAGAAUUCAGGGCUGCAAUUGACACGAUUUUUUCCACCAAUUUGGCUGAAAAUUGCUUUAUAAAAGCUAGCAGCCAAAGAGGGGGCAAAGGGGGCGGUUUCGGGCCUGAAAAUGUGCUCGACGGUGACCAUCUAUGGACGUAUUGGGUACCAAGGGAUGAGAGUGAAGAGGAGCAUUGGAUUGAAAUUAGAGGGGUCGGUGAAGGGCUGACAUUUAAUGUGAUUAGGAUUCAAGAAGCGAUCGGACUCGGUCAGAGAAUCAAACGGCACGAAAUUUACGUGGAUGGUAAGUGCGUCGCCAAAGGGACCACAGUGGGUUACAAGAGGCUUCACAGGCUUCAGGGAGGCAUGGUGGAGGGCCAAGUUGUGAGGAUAAGAAUUAGGGAAUCAAAGGGAGUGCCAUUGAUCUCUUCCAUUGGCCUGCAUCUUGACCCCUUCUGGCACCCAAAAGGGCAGCAAUUAACCUAAAUUGAAAACCAGUGCGUUUUAAGUACGUACCCAAAAGAAUAAAGGUACCUUAGCUCGUCUUCUUUCCUAAAGUGCAUCUUUUUGGGUGCCCAAUGCCCAUGCUCUUGUGAUGGAGCAAUAUUGUCGUAUGCUAAAAAGAUAGACAGAAGUCACAGAAUAAAAGUAACUAAAGUCCACAAUACUGUUCUGUAGGUAUGGACCAUACGAAAAUGUAGGGCUUUUUAUUUGUAAUUUCUUUUCAAUUUCCCCCAAUCCAUUAAUCCAAAGUUGUCGUAUCUCGAUCAGUAAAUAAACUGCUUUUUUCACCCUCA